Molecule: messenger RNA, 1998 nt
Organism: Myzus persicae (green peach aphid)
Lineage: Eukaryota; Metazoa; Arthropoda; Insecta; Hemiptera; Aphididae
Exons: 2
Coding region: 1-1998 (665 amino acids)
Molecular function (GO): nucleic acid binding; zinc ion binding
Source: RefSeq, a predicted model, not a curated record
AUGGUGUUAGAUGAUGUUAUGUUAGGCCAGGUCAAGGACCUCAGAAAAAAACGUGGUAUCAUUAAAGCGGCUUUAACACGAAUGAAAAACUUUGUUGAGGGAUUCGAUCCAACAAUUGACGCGAUAUCUCUGUUAGAAUUCCGCCAAGAAGAGCUGCCGCGUCUAAACCAAAAAUUUGACGACAUACAAACUCAACUAGAAUUAAUUGUUGUCGAUGAUUUGGACAAGGAGGAAGAAGAACGGGAUAAGUUUGAAUCUGACUAUUUCAAUGUUCGUUCGAAUAUUCAAGAAAUAGUAAAUGCCAAGAAAAGUGUCAACACAAGUUGCCACAACUCAACCUUUAAUAUGUCGGCAGGUCACAGCCGUGCUCAAUUACCCAUCAUUACGUUACCAGCAUUUGACGGCGAUAUCCAGGAUUGGGAGUCCUUUUUCGAUUGUUUCCGUGCUAUGAUACAUGACGAUGGUGGAUUUUCACCAGCCCAAAAAUUCUACUAUCUCCGGUCAAGCAUCAGUGGCCCUGCGUUAGACCUCAUCAAUCUUGUCAUUCAAUCACACAUUCGUUCCCUUCUGGAAUCACCAUAUGUAGAACAGCCGACAGCUAAAGAUCUUCAAGCAUUACAUGCUCAUGUAAGUGCUCAUGUUGCAGCACUAAGAGUGCUAAAUCAGCCAACGGAGCAUUGGGACGCGUGGCUAGUGACUAUAAUCGUCAGCCGCUUGGAUCCGGCCACUAGUCAUGGCUGGCAACUAAGGCAGCAAAACACUCAACUUCCCAAGUACUGUGAUCUGGAGAAUUUCUUAUCUAGUCGGUGUGUAGCCUAUGAGUCUUCACAAGCAACUUCUGGACUAAAAAGAGAUAUCAAAGCUAAUGUGGGCGGGGAAACAGCAAAGAGAACCAGUGUCAAAAACUCCUCAACCGAAGCGAAGCGAGCUUUAGUAGCAGCUGCUGAUGCAGCCUCCUGUCAAUACUGUACUAAACCGCAUAAACUAUAUAGUUGUGAGGAGUUCAAGGCAGUCCCGGUAAAUACACGCCUAUCAUUCGUCCAGGGGAAGGGAAUAUGUUUCAAUUGUUUGUCUCCGGGGCAUAUGGCAAAUGUCUGUAGAUCCACUUACAGGUGUCGAAUGUGUAACCGUAACCAUCAUUCAUUAUUGCACUUUGAAAGGAAGGAAAAAAUAGAAGAGAAAGAGCUGCAACAAGGGCAACAACCGGAUAAGGGUCAAACACCGGCUACUUCCGGAAUCCUAGUAUCAGCGCCAGUACCAGCAGAAAUCACCAUGGGAAAUGCACACGUAUUUCUCGCAACAGCUUUAGUCACGGUGCAAGAUAAAUUUGGUGGACAUCGCCAGUGCAGAGCCAUUUUGGAUAGCGGCUCCCAGGUCAACUUUGUUUCGAAAAGAUACGCAAACCUACUACAGCUUUCAUGCAAGAAGUCUUCUUUGCCAAUAAGUGGUAUUGGAGAUAAUCGUUUAAGAGCAAGGUCGUGUAGUGAAUUGAAAAUUGAAUCAAGAACGAGUGAAUUCAGUAUUACGAUUUCUUGCUAUGUACUGCCGAAUAUCGUAGGGGAGUUGGCGUCUUGCCCAGAGCCGGCAGAUGGAUGGGGUAUACCAGAGUUUGUGUCUACAUGUCUAGCUGACCCGGACUUCCACCACCCUCAAGGUAUUGAUCUGCUUAUUGGAGGUGGUUCGUUCUUUGAUGUUUUGGGAACAAGAAAAAUACCACUUAACAUAGGCUCAGUAACCCUAUAUGAGAGCAACUUCGGAUGGCUUGUGACGGGAGAACUUUCUAACCAUCAUUCACCAACACUUAUUUCAAUGGGCCAAACGAUAGAGGAAGAUUGGAAGGUUCUCAGUAGCAUUGAGGAUGCAAGCUACGGCGGUGCAACUCGUUUGCGCACAAUCUACAUUUUUUACCUAGAUAUCGAUGACUCGUUUGCGCACAACGAAAUCAGUCGUUUACCUGUAACGGACGACUCGUUUGCGCACAACAUAAACACUGAGUAA